AUGGCCGCCUCUACCAUGUCUGUCUGCUCCGACGCUUGCACCAACUCCUCCUGGCAGGUGGAUGACUGCCCAGAGAGCUGCUGUGAGCCUAGCUGCUCAUCUUGUAUUACCCUUGUCUGCACCCCAGUGAGCUGUGUGUCCAACCCCUGCUGCCAAUCUGUCUGUGCUAGCUCCUGUGCACCCUCAUGCUGCCAGCAGUCUAGCUGCCAGCCCUCAUGCUGCCAAUCUUUCUGUUGUGUGCCUGUCUGUUGCACACCCAUCUGUUCGGGAUCCUCGUGCUGCCAGCAGUCUAGCUGCCAGCCAGCUUGCGGCACCUGUUCUCCUUGCCAGCCAUCCUGCAGCAUGACCCUGUGCUGCAAGCCUGUCUGCUGCACACCCAUCUGCUCUGGAUCCUCCUCAUGCUGCCAGCAGUCUAGCUGCCAGCCCUCAUGCUGUCAAUCCUCCUGCUGUGUGCCUGUCUGCUGCAAGCCUGUCUGCUGCACACCCAUCUGCUCUGGAUCCUCCUCAUGCUGCCAGCAGUCUAGCUGCCAGCCCUCAUGCUGUCAAUCCUCCUGCUGUGUGCCUGUCUGCUGCAAGCCUGUCUGCUGCAAGCCCUGCUCCAGCGUGUCCCUGCUCUGCCGCCCUGUGUGCAGACCCGCCUGCUGUGUGCCCAGCUCCUCCUGCUGUGCCUCCUCCUGCCAGCCCAGCUGCUGCAAGCCUUGCUCCAGCAUGUCCCUGCUCUGCAGCCCUGCCUGCUCCCGCCAGGCCUGCUGUGGCCUCUCCUCAGGCCAGAAGUCCAGCUGCUGCUGA
Molecule: messenger RNA, 789 nt
Organism: Chionomys nivalis (European snow vole)
Lineage: Eukaryota; Metazoa; Chordata; Mammalia; Rodentia; Cricetidae
Product: keratin-associated protein 10-4-like
Exons: 2
Coding region: 1-789 (262 amino acids)
Cellular component (GO): keratin filament
Source: RefSeq, a predicted model, not a curated record